GGUUUGGUCAGAGCCCUUUGGAGUCUGUUCUAAACCUCCAACAGAAAAAAACCCUAGAACAAACUUCAAUCUCUCAAUGGCUCCUGGUUUCUUGACAAACCCACUAUAUAAAGAACAAUUUAUGAAUCGUUUUAAAUUGGGUGUCAAUGGAAUUGAUCCAAGAUUCAAAGCUGGCUGCAACAAACGAAAAUCAGAAGUUUUUCAUGAUCUGGAUACUACUGGUUUUCUGGAAAAAGAUGAUCAAGAAGAUGAUGUUCAAAAUCUUGGUCAAGAUCUAUCGAUCUCGUCCAUCUAUUCACGACAUAAUAUGUCGGUUUUUGAUCACUCGAAUUCCGCUUGGCAGCUUGGAUGUUUGUCCAAUAACUUCAUGAAAAGAUCAAAAAGCAUGCCGGAAUCAAGUUUCAAUGAUCACGGGUUGUUAGAUACAAUACAUCGAAGCAACAGUACAAGCAGCAUACCGAAACUUGGGUUUCGUGACCAUAUUUGGACGUAUACGCAACGAUACUUGGCAGCCGAGGCUAUCGAGGAUGCGGUUUCUGAGAAUGGGACUCCCAAGGAUGAAGGAAAUAAGGACGGAACACAUCUUGUGCGGCUGCUUGUCUCGUGUGCAGAGGCGGUUGCUUGUCGUGAUAAAGCACACGCUUCGAAUUUGUUGGCUGAGCUUCGUAGUAAUGCUCUCGUCUUUGGCUCUUCUUUCCAAAGGGUGGCGUCAUGUUUCAUGCAGGGGCUUACAGACCGACUGACAUCCAUGCAACCGCUUGGUGCAGUUGGGCUGGUAGCCCCUACAAAAAACAUGAACACAAUUGCGUUAGACAAAAAGGACGAGGCAUUACGCCUUGUUUAUGAGACAUGUUUACACAUUAAAUUCGGUCAUUUUAUUGCCAACGCAACAAUAUUGGAAGUCUUUGAGGGAGAGAAGUAUGUCCAUGUUGUGGACCUAGGUUUGACACUAGGUCUACAACAAGGACAUCAAUGGCGUGGGUUAAUUGAGCGUCUGAGUCAGACUCACACCCCACGCCGCCUUAGGAUCACUGCAGUUGCAAUUGGUCCUUAUGUCAAUCAGUUCGUUACCAUUGGUAACGAACUAAAAGUCUAUGCCUUAGAAAAAGACAUAGACUUUGAGUUUACUAUUGUGGAAAGUAGUUUGGAGAAUCUUAAACCGGGGGACAUUAAGACCUACAAAAAUGAGGUCUUAGCGGUAAACAGUAUUCUCCAACUUCAUUGUGUCGUAAAAGAGAGCCGAGGCGCGUUAAACUCAGUUCUACAAAUAAUCCACGAGCUUUCCCCUAAAGUCUUGAUCCUUGUGGAACAAGACUCGAACCAUAACGGACCGUUCUUCUUAGGCCGGUUUAUGGAAGCACUACAUUAUUACUCAGCCAUUUUCGACUCACUUGACGCAAUGUUACCAAAAUAUGACACUAAACGAGCCAAAAUCGAACAGUUUUACUUUGGGGAAGAAAUUAAGAACAUUGUGAGUUGUGAAGGGCCAAACCGGGUGGAAAGGCACGAGCGAGUGGAUCAAUGGAGGCGUAGAAUGAGCCGGGCUGGAUUCCAAGGUUCGCCGAUCAAAAUGACGAAUCAAACGAAACAAUGGCUCGAAAAGCUCGGCAUUUGUGAAGGGUACACUAUUGUUGAAGAGAAAGGUUGUUUGGUUCUCGGUUGGAAAUCGAAGCCGAUUGUGGCGGUUUCGUGCUGGAAAUGUUAAGCUGGAUUUCUUUGCAUCUAAUAAAACCUUUGUCCUUGAGGACUUUAGGUGGCGGGUAUCGCAUAAAAUUUAAUAAGAUCACGAAAAACUCAUCUCUAAUCAUGGAUUUAUUGAGAUGUAGCAUCCGAUAUCAAUGGUGAGAGUGUUGAUUUUGGGGGUGAGAGAAAUAACAUUUGUUAUCAAAGUAAAAUUAUGUUUUAUAUUGGUUAAAUAUAAAAGUUUAAGUUGAUUUGAGUUUA
Messenger RNA from Helianthus annuus (common sunflower), 1944 nucleotides. RefSeq names its product GRAS family protein RAD1. NCBI's taxonomy places the organism in Eukaryota, Viridiplantae, Streptophyta, Magnoliopsida, Asterales, Asteraceae. The transcript has a single exon. Gene Ontology annotation, cellular component: nucleus. Gene Ontology annotation, molecular function: DNA-binding transcription factor activity; sequence-specific DNA binding. Bases 77 to 1705 code for a protein of 542 amino acids. Gene Ontology annotation, biological process: regulation of DNA-templated transcription. The record is from RefSeq and is a predicted model, not a curated record.